This is a messenger RNA of Herpailurus yagouaroundi (jaguarundi), 8870 nucleotides long. RefSeq names its product adhesion G protein-coupled receptor G4 (gene ADGRG4). Gene Ontology annotation, biological process: cell surface receptor signaling pathway; adenylate cyclase-activating G protein-coupled receptor signaling pathway. Gene Ontology annotation, cellular component: plasma membrane. The record is from RefSeq and is a predicted model, not a curated record. Bases 48 to 8870 code for a protein of 2940 amino acids. Gene Ontology annotation, molecular function: G protein-coupled receptor activity. NCBI's taxonomy places the organism in Eukaryota, Metazoa, Chordata, Mammalia, Carnivora, Felidae. The transcript has 23 exons.
AAUCUCAGCUGGGCAUAUUUCUGACUUUUUGAACACAGGUUUACACAAUGAAAGAACACAUCAUAUGUCAGAAGUUUUAUGGAUUGAUUCUCAUGUUGAGCAGUACCUUUCUCUCAGAUGCACUUUCACUGAAAGGAAAAAGACUGGAUUUUUAUGGAAGAGCUGACACGUACGUGAGCCUGACCAACACGGUUCCUGAACUCAGUCGAUUCACAGCAUGCAUUGACCUGGUAUUCGUGGAUGACAAAUCAAGCAAUUGGAUGGCCUUCUCCUAUAUUACUAAUAACACCUUCCUGGGCAGAGAAGACAUAGACCUUGGACUUGCAGGAGACCAUCAGCAGCUAAUACUGUACAACUUGGGGAGGACUUUUUAUAUCCGUUACCAACUGACUCCGUUUCAGUGGCAUACGAUCUGCUUGAUAUGGGAUGGUGUCAAGGGCAGAUUAGAGCUCUUCCUGAAUAUAGAAAGGAUACUGGUAGUGAUGGAUCAACCACAAAGCCUGACACCUAAUGGGACUCUGAUUCUAGGACAUUUUCUCAAGAAUUGGGACAGCCAGGUUAAAAGCCCACUGCCUGGCUUCGCUGGCAGCUUGUACUACUUUCAACUCUGGGACCACGUCCUGGAAAAUGAGGACUUUAUGAAGUGUUUGGGUGGAAACGUAGUUAGUUGGGAAGAAGAUGUUUGGCUCAUCAACAAGAUCAUCCCAACUGUUGACAUGAGACUGCGCUGCUUUGUUUAUGAAAAUAUAACAACUCAAGAAAUGAGUACAACUCUUUCUCAACAAAUAGAUGUGACAACUCCAUCCCAAGUUACUGGACUAAAACCGCAAGAGACAGUACAUUCUUCUACAAUGAUGUUUAAAAGCAUGCCUGUAUUUGCAACUGAUUAUGCAACCGUAUCAUAUUCCAAUACAACGUCUCCACUUCUGGAAACAGUGACUGCCCCCAAAUUAUUAAAGACAUCCGUAGCGGGGACUGCUAGAUUCACGGCAGACAGUUUGUCAACUUCAGCAGCCAUCACUCUGCCUACCAAGGGUACCUCCACGGGCGCUACCACCAAUUCCAUGAAAAUAACUAAAUCCCCAUCUUCAGAGAGCACCGGGACAACAAAAAUGGCUGAAGCCAUUGCUACUGAGACAUUUCCUCAAACUGCAGCUACUAAUUUUCCGUACACAUCUGGAUUUACCAAGGAUUCAAUUAUACCCAAAACUUCAGUGACUGGAUCUCAGUCGGCCAUUAUGAAGACGACAUCUGUGUUCUCAUCUGUUGAGUCAACACCCAUAUCUACAACAUCUUGGCCCAGGCAGAAAUCCACAGGUAUUGAGGCACUUUCUAUCUUCACAGCUAGCCAGGAGUUUCUUACAUCUACAGAUGCUGGAACAGUGCCUCGGUCCACGGUGGAACAGACUUCGGCUACAGCUACUCAUGUUGGGACUGUAUCCGCAUUCCCACCCGGGUCUGUGCUCAUCUCCACAGUUGCUCCAGUGCAUUCUGUAUUUCCUAGAAAUCAGACAGCAUCGACACUGGCAAUAACUGACACAGAAAUAACAUCUACAGUUCAUUCAAAACCACUCCCAACGAGGCCCGUUGAGAUGAUGCCUGUGCUAAGAACAGCUGAGGCAGAAUUGACAUCUAUAGAUUUCCAGGACGUCUCUUCACCCAGAAUGGAGGAUACGAUAUCUACUUUCAUACCAGAAAAGGCCUCUUCUAUGGCCCUUUCUUUCAGGACAUCCUCUCCGUUCACCGGAGCUCAGGAUGUACAGACAGUUAGUGACGCUGAGACUACACAUCCAGCCUCGACUCCUGGAGUCACACCUGCCACCACGGUGGCUGAAACUGUGCUCCCCCCCACAACACCUGGGCCGACACAUACCCAGAAUACACCCACAGAUGGUGGAAACAUGCCCUCUUUGAAUUCUACUAGAUCAGCUUCCACAGUCAAGGCAUAUGAGUCUGGUCCCACAUCCAUAACUGAUGAUGGUGCCCAACUACUCUCCACCGGUGAAGCCACUUGGGCUUCCAGGCCAGACCAGACCCUGCUGACGCUAGCAUUCCAUGGGAGUGCUUCUAAUGCAGAACAUUCGUCCACAACUAGUCCUAUUGGUAUCCCACCAGAAGCACCCUCAGAAAGUGAGGCUACCCCUGUCGCCAAUGCUAUUAUUACCGCUGAUGGUACUACAGACAGAUACACAAGAGCUCUAUCCAACUCGACAGUUGCGUGGUUGUUUGUUAACUUCUCCACAGUUUCAAGACCCGCAUCUGUAACCACACUGCCUGAGUUUAAACUUACCACCUUCCUACUAAAAACUACCCCUAUGUCUACAGCAGCUGGGAGUGAGGUUCUUUCAACGCCAAGGGAGACAGUUGCUCCCCCAGUAGAUGCAUCUACCGUUGCUGACACUGAACCAAAUUUUUCUACUGAGGAGAGCGCUUCUGAGACCAUCCUAACAGAGACAAGUGGCACGACUGCAUGUGGAGGGACAACGGCCCCCGUAGCAGAGUCUGCAAAAACACAAAGAUAUGAGGCUACUGUGACAAGGAAAGAAACAACUGCCCCUUGUCUUGAGGGAAAAUCAACUAUAGCAGUGACAACUGAGCGUUCUCCUUCUGCAACAAUGCCGGAAGCAACGGAUGAAUCUGCACAAAGGGUAACAGCUUCUGUGGCCAUUUCCCCUUUUCCCAGUAUAGAAAAGUUGACUAUCCCAUUGAAGAAUGGAACUGCAACUACUGAGGUGAGAGGAAGUUGGCUUUCUCCAAAAUCGAUGAAGACCACACCUAAGAGUUCAUAUGAUGGAACCACAGAAAUCUUUCAUUCCACCCACACCUACACAGCACAUGGGACUUCAGAGGCUUCGCCUGAGGGGAAUCCAACCCCAUCUCCCAUUUCUGGGAGCGCACAGACAUUCCCUGAACCCUUGGGCGCUUCCACCAGAAGGAUUUUGGGGACCAGUUUUGCCACUCUCCCUACAGACAUGACAGCUAUGUCCUUGCCUGCUGGCAUCUUGCCUCCGCAGCCUACAGCUACCCAUUCCUCAGCAACCCCUGUGCCAUCAGCUCCUGCGACCACAGCUUCAGUGUCACCUUUGGGUCAGACUGCUUCGGCAACCAGCCACGGCAUGCCUACACACAGACGCUCGAUUCACACCACUUCAGAAGCCACAGUGAUCUCCAUCAGUAAAACACCCGCGACAGUCCUCUCUCUGACAGAACGUCCAGUCCCCUCGUGGAGACCUCCUACUCCCGUGGCAACUAAGGCUGAGACCACCCAUCGCCUCACCUCGGCCGACACAGUAACCCCAUUUACACCCACUCUUGUCUGCUCUAAGUCUGUCUCUGACAACAUUCCUGUUGUGUCCUCCACCCGUGUGAUCUCAACUCGGUUUACACCAGUGACGACCCGACCUGUAUCUCAAGUGGAGGAGACUUCCACCCACGCUCUAAGCUUUCUGCACACUCUCAGCAGUAGUGGGGAUGUUGUUAGCUUGGCGACCAGCACCACAGAAACCUCUGUUGUUGACGAGACCAUGUCCUCAGACACGUCUGCCCAUAAGGCUAGUACUUCAGUAGAUGAUCACAUUUCUCAAUCUUCAGCGCAUCUUGGAAACACACUGGUCCCCACCCCAUUAGUGACUGACGUUUCUACCUUGCCUUCUGACAAAGAGCAGAUGACCACAUCCCUGGGAAACACCUCUAGAACUAUGGAGGUGACAGAAAUGUCCCCAGCGGAGAAUCCUUUUAUUUCAGACUCCCAGAGUACUUCAUCCUUGGAAAUGACAGAUACAAGAGCUGCUGAGAGCCCAGCAAUUUCCACCCAUCAAACACGUUCACCUUCAGACUUCCCACUUGCAACUCCACCUGACAGGAUUUCAGCUUCACCUCCCGCUUCUGGGAGUAUACAGACUACAUCUACCUCUCUCUCAAGCCACACAGGAGAUGCUCACAUUCCAGAAAUGUCUACCGUCACUUCCAGGACAACCAGAGUAUCGAAUCCUGUAGACAUCAACACAUCUCUUUCAAACUUGCUUCCCCCUAAGACUCAAACGGAGCUGACUUCAGGCGCCUCUCCCAUUUCUGAAAGCACACAGACCUCCCCUGAGUUCUUGUCUCUUUCUACAACUGGACCAUCUGGUGCCACUUUUACACUCGUCUCUACUGAUGGGGUCACUACAGCCCUUUCUGCUCCAAAUGUACCAACGGUACUUCUUGGGAAAACCUCUAUGGCAACGUCCAUUCCUACCUACCGGAUGUCCUCACUGCCAGUUGGCGUCACUGCCUUUGCCUCCAAAAGAGUUUCUGAAACUCCUGCAACACUAGUAACUAACUCUUCUAAAACAACACACCCAGAUUGCCCGAAAAGUCCCUCCACAGCCACUUCUGCGCCUAUGUCUGAGAUGUCCUCAAUGUCAGUGAGUGGCUCUGCUUUCUCACCUCCAGCUGCCUCUUUUGACACUUCCGCAGCAGCUGGGUCAUUCUCUUCAUUAUUGUCUUCAAAUACCCCUAGGACUACUAUGACCGUACCGGCAUCUACACUGGAUGUCACACCUAGGCCUGCUUCAAAAAGCACGCUGUUUUCCUCUGCUUUCAUUGCUUCAGAAGUGACAGAGGUGUCCUCCAGGAUCACACCUACAUCCUCUUCCUCUCCGACAGAGUCAACUUUUCCCUCCGUGAAAACCAUCCCAACCACUAUCAUGGCGGGGAUAGCACCUCCAUCUGUAGGCACCACUGCCUCCUCUCUACUCAGUUCUAGGAACACGGAAGCGAUUUCUUCCAUUCCAAAGACCACAUUUUCACCCUUUCUAGCAACAACCCAUCAGUCAUCACAAAAUGAGACGGCAACUCUGGGCAUAUUACCUGGGACUACCAAGGACUCCCUGUCUCCUGUAAGCAGUAGUACAGUAACAGCCCUCACAAAUACUUCUUCUGGAACUGAUGCCCUGGAAAGUGUGUUUUCAUCUACUCCAUCAGGUCAUCCCCAUACUUCCUCGAGUAUUCAGGUGCCCCCGUCUUUGACUAGCUUUAAGAGCACUCCUGGAUACACAAAAAGGGUCAAAGCCACCACUUACCUUUCUUCCAAUACAGAAAAGAAGACUUCCUGGUCAGAAAAUACUUCAACAGCUGAACCAACAAAAGGUGCCAGAUCUGUGAAGACCCCUGUUUCGUACUCUCCGUGGACUCCAUCCAUUGCAACUCCACCCUCUUUGACAUCACUUCUUUUUUCACCUCAUCGUAUGGAAGCCAAAUUCUCCACUCCAAAGACUGUUCUUCCUCUUACAUCCCAAAUGGUUGAAUUUCCAGUUCUGGGAACAAGAACCACACCUAGUAACACCCAACCUCUGCUUAUGACUUCCUGGAACACACCCACAGCUAAAGGUUCUCAAUUUCCAAUUUUUACCAGUACUCAUGUACCUACACCCCAUAAGACGGAAACGGAGAUUCCAUACCUUGUUCCUGGGUCUUUAUCAACAUUCGCAGCCCCUCAGACUGGUCUUGUAUCUGGAGAUGUUAUGGCAAAGCCAUCAAUUUCCACGUCAGGAUUUCUUCCCACCUUGGGGAUGUCUGACAGCCCUUCAUCAAUAUCUUCAAGAUCUAUCCCUAUCACUUUGGCUGAUACUAAGCACACGUUUGAGAAAACAGCGACAUCCGUAACUCUUGGGACCACACUCCCAUCGAAUCAUUCUGGUGCUACUUCAGGAUCCAUACUUUCAAAGGCUCCUAGUUCACCCACGCUGGCUUGGAUUUUAUCCACUCUCCCUUCGGGUUCUCCACUGUCAACUGUAUCCAGUACUCCUCACAUUGUAACUUCUUCUACAGUAAAGCUGUCAGAGUCCACAUCUCUGACUUCUGACAGGACGUCGACACGCUCGUUCACUAACUUUACAACACCAUCCUUUGCUACUGUACGCACCGCACUCCCCGAAACCACCCCUACACCUGCAGUGGGCAGCAUCAGCACUGGCUUCCCAACUUCUCUCCCUGUGUCUGUUAAACUCACAGAUAACAGCCUAUACGUUUCCAAAUCCCCUGAGGCAUCUUCCAGAACCACUGCGACUGCCAACUCCAAGACUGUGUCUCAACCUCUACCCUCUAGCAAAAUGAGUAGCUCACCUCCCGCAACUGACCACAGCCAAUCUAUUAGUUCCAUGCUUCUGCCCAGCCACGCCGUGACAUCUGCCCGGAGCAGAAUCCCAGCUGUAUCAGCAUCCUCUACUACUGGAGGCUCACUUCCACUCACAUCCACGGGAGUAACACCCCUUCCUCCAGCAACUGUGCCUUCACUACUCUCUUCCUCUCCUGAGACAAUCUGGCUAGACUCCACACCUUCUUUUAGGUCUAUGGAAACCUCGACUUCACUUAUUGCCACUGAGUCCACAGUCUCCUUCUACAAUAUUGAAAUGAGUUUCUCUGUCUUUGAUGAAGACCCAAGGAUCCCGGUUAUCAGUGUUGUCAAAGAAUUUGCAGAAAAUUGGUUGAAUUCUAUAUUUCAGGACAGUGAAUUUGCUGUUGCUAAUCUGGCCAUUCAAAUUAAAAGCAGAGACACUUCUGAGGGAGAAAUAACCAUGGAUCGCAUUAUUUUGAAACAGAGGGAAGGGCAAGGAAUGGCUACAAUUUCCUAUGUACCAUACAGCUGUGUUUGUCAGGUCAUCCUAAAAGCCAACUCUUCUUUAGCAGCCAGCGAAUUGAUUAGCAGGAUCGAAAGGAAAAUACAUGGCAACCUCACACAUGGAAACUUCACGCAAGGUCAACUGAUGUUGUUAGUUGCAUCGGAACACAUUGCAGUGGAAAAACUAGAGCCUGGAAGGUGCAAAGCCCAAGAAACAGUCUCUAAAUACAAAGGGACCUAUAAGUGGCUCUUAACCAACCCUACUGAGACAGCCCAAACUAGAUGCAUAAAGAAUAGGGAUGGAAACGCCACUAGAGUCUGCUCAAUCAACAUGGACACUGGCAAAUCUCAGUGGGAAAAACCGAAGUUAAAACAGUGCAAACUGCUUCAAGGACUUCCUGAUAAGAUUGUGGAUCUCGCUAACAUUACUAUAAGUGAUGAGAAUGCAGGUGAUGCUGCACAGCACAUUUUAAACUUGAUAAAUGAAUCCCCCACUCUGGAUGAAGACGAGACAAAGAUUAUUGUUUCUAAAGUAUCUGACAUUUCACAAUGUCAUGAGAUAAGUAUGAAUCUAACCCAGAUGAUACUACAAAUAAUCAGUGCUGUUUUGGGAAAGCAAAACAAUUCAGCAUCUGAUCUGCGUGAAGUGAGAAAUGAAAUUCUGAGGAUAAUUGAGCGUGCUGGUCACAAGAUGGAGUUUUUUGGGAGGACAGCAAAUCUGACAGCAGCCAGCCUGGCUUUGGCCAUCUUGCGGGUAGACCACACAUUUGAAGGCAUGGCCUUCAGCAUUCGCUCCUACAACGAAGGUGCAGACCCUGAGAUUUAUCUGGGUGAAGUCCCUCUGGGAAGGAUUUUGGCUUCCAUAUAUUUGCCUAAAUCCCUGAGGGAGAGAAUUCCUCUUAGCAGCUUACACACCAUCUUGUUUAACUUUUUUGGCCAAACUUCACUCUUUAAGACCAAAAAUGUCACUAAAGCAUUAACUACCUUUGUGGUGAGUGCCAGCGUUUCAUAUACAUCAAUUCAAAACUUGGCUGACCCAGUGGUUAUUUCUCUGCAGCAUGUUGGAGGAAACCAGAAUUACGAUCAAGUUCACUGUGCGUUUUGGGACUUUGGGAGUAACGAUGGGCAAGGUGGAUGGAACUCGUCAGGCUGUAAAGUAAAGGAAACAGACGUAAAUCACACAAUCUGUCAGUGUGACCACCUCACCCAUUUUGGAGUCUUAAUGGAUUUAUCCAGGUCUGCAGUGGAUGCAGUGAAUGAACGGAUAUUAGUGCUUAUAACAUACAUUGGAUGUGGAAUCUCCUCCAUUUUCCUGGGAGUUGCAAUGGUGACAUACAUAGCUUUUCACAAACUUCGAAAAGAUCAUCCUUCCAAAAUCCUGAUCAACCUGUGCACAGCACUACUGAUGCUAAACCUGGCAUUUCUGGUCAAUUCCUGGUCCGCAUCAUUUCAGAAGGCGGGACUGUGUAUCACAGCUGCAGGGGUGCUUCAUUACUUCCUGCUCGUUUCUUUGACUUGGAUGGGCCUGGAGGGGGUCCACAUGUAUAUCUCUCUGGUCCGAGUCUUCAACAUCUACGUGCCCAAUUAUAUCCUUAAAUUUUGUCUAGUUGGUUGGGGAAUCCCAGGGAUCAUGGUGGCGAUCACACUCAGUGUGAAAAAAGAUCUAUACGGAACCCUAAGCUCAACGUCUCCAUUUUGUUGGAUUAAAGAUGAUUCUAUCUUUUACACCUCAGUUGUGGCCUAUUUUUGCCUCAUAUUUUUAAUGAAUCUCUCCAUGUUCUGCACUGUUCUCGCUCAACUGAAUUCCAUGAACUCCCAAAGCCAGAGGACCCGGCGGAAGAUAAUCCUGCGUGACCUCAAAGGCACAACAAGCCUGACCUUCUUACUUGGCCUCACCUGGGGGUUUGCCUUCUUUGCCUGGGGACCCGUGAGGAUCUUUUUCUUAUAUCUUUUUGCCAUUUUCAACACAUUGCAAGGAUUCCUCAUUUUCGUGUUUUACUGCAUGAUGAAGGAGAGCGUGCGGGAGCAGUGGCAGACACAUCUCUGUUGUGGGUGGUUACGACUGGAUAACUCUUCUGAUGGGGACAGCAGGUGUGGACUAAAUGUUAGGCACAAACAAGAGAGACUGAAGAAAACCUUCCAGCACAAAGUAUUGACACCAUCCUUCAAGUCAACUGCGACUAGUUCUACUUUCAAAUCUUUAGGCUCCGCACAGUGCAUUCCUUCAGAAAUAAGCUUCCCAAAUGGUGACUUUGAUGAAGAUCCCUAG